Scheffersomyces amazonensis is the source of this 1897-nucleotide messenger RNA. RefSeq names its product chaperonin-containing T-complex subunit (gene CCT6). Gene Ontology annotation, molecular function: ATP-dependent protein folding chaperone; ATP binding; ATP hydrolysis activity. Gene Ontology annotation, cellular component: chaperonin-containing T-complex. NCBI's taxonomy places the organism in Eukaryota, Fungi, Ascomycota, Pichiomycetes, Serinales, Debaryomycetaceae. Gene Ontology annotation, biological process: protein folding. The transcript has a single exon. The record is from RefSeq and is a predicted model, not a curated record. The coding region runs from base 119 to 1786 and encodes 555 amino acids.
CUCGAUUUUUUUCUAGCCCGAUUUGAGCGCGUUGGCGAAGAUCAGAAAAAGUCGAGCCAAAUUGAAAAAGCAUAUCAACCACUAUAUAGCUUAAACCCAUAAUAACUAUAAGUUCGAUAUGUCUCUUCAAUUGUUAAAUCCGAAGGCCGAGUCUAUCAGACGUUCGCAAGCGUUGCAAGUCAACAUUGCUGCAGCUCAAGGAUUACAACAAGUUUUAGCUUCGAAUUUAGGCCCAAAGGGUACUUUAAAAUUAUUAGUUGAUGGAUCAGGAGGAUUAAAAUUAACAAAAGAUGGGAAAGUUUUAUUAACUGAAAUGCAAAUUCAACAUCCAACUGCAGUUAUGAUUGCUAGAGCUGCUACUGCUCAAGAUGAAAUUACUGGAGAUGGUACUACAACAGUCAUUUUAUUAGUUGGAGAAUUAUUAAAACAAGCAGAAAGAUUUAUAAGUGAAGGAGUUCAUCCAAGAGUUAUUGUUGAUGGAUUUGAACUUGCUAGAGAAAAUUCAUUAAAAUAUUUAGAUAUAUUUAAACAAAUACCGGAAAGUUUUGAUCGAGAAUUUUUAAUGCAAAUUGCUAGAAGUUCAUUAUCAACUAAAGUUAAUCAAGAAUUAAGUGAUGUAUUAACUCCAAUUGUUACUGAUGCAGUUUUAACAGUUAAAGAAAGUGAUUCAAGAAAUAUUGAUUUACAUAUGAUUGAAAUAAUGACCAUGCAGCAUGGCCAUUCUAAAGAAACAGAAUUAAUUAAAGGAUUAGUAUUAGAUCAUGGAGCAAGACAUCCAGAUAUGCCAAAAAGAAUUGAAAAUGCUUAUGUAUUAAUUUUAAAUGUAUCACUAGAAUAUGAAAAGACAGAAGUUAAUUCUGGAUUCUUUUAUUCAAGUGCAGAACAAAGAGAAAAGUUAGUAGCAUCAGAAAGAAGGUUUGUUGAUGAAAAAUUAAAGAAAAUUAUAGAAUUAAAGAAUGAAGUUUGUGAACUUAAUUCCAAUAAAGGAUUUGUAAUUAUUAAUCAAAAGGGUAUUGAUCCAAUGUCUUUAGAUGUAUUAGCUAAAAAUGGUAUUCUUGCCUUAAGAAGAGCUAAAAGAAGAAAUAUGGAAAGAUUACAAUUAAUUUGUGGAGGUGAAGCUCAAAAUUCUGUUGAUGAUUUAAGUCCAGAAAUAUUAGGUUAUUCCGGAUUAGUUUAUGAAAACACUAUAGGUGAAGAUAAAUUCACUUAUGUGACGGAAAAUAAAGAACCAAAAUCAGCUACUAUUUUAAUUAAAGGAUCAAAUAAUCAUGUAUUACAACAAACUAAAGAUGCAAUUAGAGAUGGUUUAAGAUCAGUCUCAAAUGUAUUAAAAGAUCAAGCCAUAUUACCAGGAGCUGGAGCAUUUUGGUUAAGUUGUCAUAAUAGUUUAUUAACUAAUAAAGAAAUAUUAAAGGGAAGAAAUAAAUCUGGAGUUAAAGCAUUUGCUGAAGCUUUAUUAAUAAUUCCAAAGACUUUAUCAUCUAAUGCUGGUUUAGAUCCCUUAGAAACUAUUUCUAAUUGUCAAGAUGAAAUUCUUGAUAAUCAUAUUGUAGGAGUUGAUUUAAAAUCGGGUGAACCAAUGGAUCCAACAGUUGAUGGAAUUUGGGAUUCUUAUAGAGUAUUUAGAAAUGCUAUUUCUGCUGCUACAGGUAUUGCGUCUAAUUUAUUAUUAUGUGAUGAAUUAUUAAAAGCAGGACGUUCAUCCUUAAAAGAUGGAGGAGCUGGAGGUCCAGGUCCAGGGGGACCUCCAGGGGCACCACCAAUGGGAAUGCCACCUAUGAUGUAAAUAACUUAAUGUAUAUACCCCAUAGACUCAGUAAUUAACACCUCAGUAAGUAAACAAGUAAUUUAAUGCGCCCAAUUCCAAUUCCAAUUCGUGUCGCGAACCAACAAAAGA